AUGUCAAGCUCAAUUCGCACAGCUAAGGAUGCCAGCACUGAGCGAAGAUGGCGUUACUGCGAUUUUCUCAAAGAAGCGGGCAUGAAGCUAAAAGUGCCCCAGCUCACUAUUGCGACCGCGGCAGUGUUCUGUCAUCGUUUUUUUGAGCUCGAUAGUCAAAAUGCACAACAGUUUGAGACGGCGGUCAUGGCCACUGCGUGUCUUUUUCUUGCCGGAAAGGUGGAAGAAACCCCGAAACCUCUCAAUGACCUUGCUCGUACGUCCCACUUAUUACAGCGUAAAGCAAGCGACCCCACGCGUCUAGAAAGUUCGCAGCAGGAACUUCAUGUUGAGCUGAAGGAGACAAUUCUCAGAGCUGAACGUGUACUUCUGCAUCGCCUUGGCUUUGAUUUCAAUGUAGAACAUCCGUAUAAGCAUUUACUUUCAGUAAUUAAAAGGAUGAGUCAGGCUGGUUUAAUAGAGGAAGAGUCAACAAAAACGCUUGCGCAAGUUUCUUGGAAUUUCGCUAACGAUAGUCUACGAACAUCACUAUGCCUUGAGUAUAGUGCAAACCAUAUAGCUGAAGCAGUCGUCUACUUAGCUACCAAAUUUCUGAGCUCCAAGUUCGAACUGCCGAAGAAAUGGUGGGAAGCCGUGAAUGUUGACCCAGAAAUCUCUGAGCUUAUAGGAAAUCGGAUACUCGAUCUGUAUGAGCAAACUGGGCCUGUGGAACUUGGGUACUCAGAUAUAAGUACAUAG
This is a messenger RNA of Ostreococcus lucimarinus CCE9901, 738 nucleotides long. RefSeq names its product CycK-related cyclin family protein (gene CycK). The transcript is spliced from 6 exons. Lineage: Eukaryota; Viridiplantae; Chlorophyta; Mamiellophyceae; Mamiellales; Bathycoccaceae. Gene Ontology annotation, cellular component: cyclin/CDK positive transcription elongation factor complex; nucleus. Gene Ontology annotation, molecular function: cyclin-dependent protein serine/threonine kinase activator activity. The record is from RefSeq and is a predicted model, not a curated record. The coding region runs from base 1 to 738 and encodes 245 amino acids. Gene Ontology annotation, biological process: regulation of transcription by RNA polymerase II; positive regulation of DNA-templated transcription, elongation.